Messenger RNA from Carassius carassius (crucian carp), 910 nucleotides. Its product is annotated as EEF1A lysine methyltransferase 3-like. Gene Ontology annotation, molecular function: protein-lysine N-methyltransferase activity. NCBI's taxonomy places the organism in Eukaryota, Metazoa, Chordata, Actinopteri, Cypriniformes, Cyprinidae. The transcript has 3 exons. Gene Ontology annotation, biological process: peptidyl-lysine methylation. Bases 90 to 773 code for a protein of 227 amino acids. Gene Ontology annotation, cellular component: cytosol; cytoplasm. The record is from RefSeq and is a predicted model, not a curated record.
CUGGUGAUUUUUGGCUCUGAUGGCGCUCCGUACUCAAGACUUCUGCAUUGACUCUCAGCGAUGAAAACGCGUCUUCAGCUGUUGCUGUCAUGAUCGGAGACGCCGCGCACAUUUUCCCAGCAGAAGAUGGUUUGUUUGAGGAGACGUUCAGCACGGAAAACACAUACAGAGUACACGGACUGAACGUCACCAUUCAGCAGGAUUACAGCGCGAGCCUGGGCGUCGCUGCGUCAGUCUGGGACUCCGCUCUGCAUUUAUGUCAGUUCUUUGAGAAGGAGUCUCUGGAUCUCAGUGGGACGCGGAUCAUAGAGUUGGGUGGAGGAACAGGACUGGUCGGCAUAGUGGCUGCACGAUUAGGAGCCCAUGUGACCAUCACAGACUUACCUUCUGCUGUUUGUCAGAUAGAGAGGAACAUUGCAGUAAACACGCCGCUCUCAGGAUGGCCCUCAGACGGCCCCAGUGUGUCAGUGCUGACGUGGGGCCUGGACCACAGCCGAUUCUCCUCCAGCUGGGACUUUGUGCUGGGUGCAGAUAUCGUCUAUCUGCCUGAAACCUUCCCUCUUCUCUUGGACACACUGGUUCAUCUGUGCCGGGACGGGGCUGUUGUCUAUCUGGCGUCAACAAUGCGCAGAGAACACGGCACUCAGGACUUCUACGACCGCAUGUUACCGCAGAUGUUCAGCGUGGAGCUCGUGCACAGAGAUCCUGAGAGCAAUAUCAAUAUUUAUAAAGCUACUUCCGCCGUCCAUCCUUCCUCCAAAUUUCUUGUGUAGCGUAUUAGAGUCUAAUUUUAUAUCUGGAGCUGGGAAGUUUGAAUAUUGGGGAGUAACAGAACACAUAUAAUGCCAUUAUGUAUUUAUAAUACAAAAUAUUCCUUUAUAGCUGCUGUUGAAAUCUUUUGAGCCCAAUA